GACGCGCUUCUGAAGCGUGUCCUCGUUCUGGGAGGGCGGCCAGGAGGUGGCGGCGGAGGAGGAGGCUAAGGAGGCGGUAGAGUAGCCAGCGCACAGCUGGAGGAACUCGAGGUUCCCUCCCGGAUAUGGGGGCGCCCAGAGGCUGCUGACUCCCCUGCUGCCCGCGUCUCGCUGGUUGCGCCCGGGCUCCAGGAACUACUCCGAGGAAGAGCAGGAUCACAUCCCUGGCCAGUGUUUUGUCAACAGUUGAGCACCUGACCCUGGGUCAGGACCUGUGUGGCGGGAGCCAUGUCUGACAAGAUGUCCAGCUUCCUGCACAUCGGGGACAUCUGCUCUCUGUACGCUGAAGGCUCCACCAACGGCUUCAUCAGUACCUUGGGCCUGGUGGAUGACCGCUGUGUGGUGCAGCCGGAGGCCGGGGACCUGAACAACCCCCCUAAGAAGUUCAGAGACUGUCUCUUCAAGCUGUGUCCCAUGAACCGCUACUCGGCUCAGAAGCAGUUCUGGAAGGCCGCGAAGCCAGGCGCCAACAGCACCACUGAUGCAGUCCUGCUCAACAAGCUCCAUCAUGCUGCAGACCUGGAGAAGAAGCAGAACGAGACUGAAAACAGGAAGUUGCUGGGGACCGUCAUCCAGUAUGGCAACGUCAUCCAGCUCUUGCACCUGAAGAGCAACAAAUACCUGACGGUGAACAAGCGGCUGCCGGCGCUGCUGGAGAAGAAUGCCAUGCGGGUGACGCUGGAUGAGGCCGGCAACGAGGGCUCCUGGUUCUACAUCCAGCCCUUCUACAAGCUGCGCUCCAUCGGGGACAGCGUGGUCAUUGGGGACAAGGUGGUCCUGAACCCCGUUAACGCCGGCCAGCCCCUGCACGCCAGCAGCCACCAGCUGGUGGACAACCCAGGCUGCAAUGAGGUGAACUCCGUCAACUGCACUACCAGCUGGAAGAUCGUCCUGUUCAUGAAGUGGAGCGACAACAAAGAUGACAUUCUCAAGGGGGGCGACGUGGUGCGGCUGUUCCAUGCAGAGCAGGAGAAGUUCCUCACGUGUGAUGAGCACCGCAAGAAGCAGCACGUCUUCCUGAGGACCACGGGCCGCCAGUCAGCCACGUCUGCCACCAGCUCCAAGGCUCUCUGGGAGGUGGAGGUGGUGCAGCACGACCCGUGCCGGGGAGGCGCCGGCUACUGGAACAGUCUGUUCCGCUUCAAGCACCUGGCCACGGGACACUACCUGGCGGCCGAGGUAGACCCUGACUUUGAGGAAGAAUGCCUGGAGUACCAGCCCCCAGUGGACCCCGACCAGGACGCGGCCCGAGGGCGUCUGCGCGGAGCCCAGGAGAAGAUGGUCUACUCACUGGUCUCUGUGCCUGAGGGCAGUGACAUCUCCUCCAUCUUUGAGCUGGACCCCACCACGCUGCGCGGCGGAGACAGCCUGGUGCCCAGGAACUCAUACGUGCGGCUGAGGCACUUGUGCACCAACACCUGGGUGCACAGCACCAACAUUCCCAUUGACAAGGAGGAGGAGAAGCCGGUGAUGCUCAAGAUCGGCACGUCACCUGUGAAGGAGGACAAGGAGGCCUUUGCCAUCGUGCCUGUGUCCCCCGCGGAGGUGAGGGACCUCGACUUUGCCAAUGACGCCAGCAAAGUGCUGGGCUCCAUCGCCGGCAAGCUGGAGAAGGGCACCAUCACUCAGAACGAGAGGAGGUCUGUCACCAAGCUGCUGGAGGACCUUGUGUACUUCGUCACGGGCGGCACCAACUCCGGCCAGGACGUGCUAGAGGUGGUGCUCUCCAAACCCAACCGAGAGCGCCAGAAGCUCAUGCGCGAGCAGAACAUCCUCAAACAGAUCUUCAAGCUGCUGCAGGCACCCUUCACGGACUGUGGGGACGGCCCCAUGCUGCGGCUGGAGGAGCUGGGAGACCAGCGGCACGCCCCCUUCCGCCACAUCUGCCGCCUCUGCUACCGCGUGCUGCGCCACUCUCAGCAGGACUACCGGAAGAACCAGGAGUACAUCGCCAAGCAGUUUGGCUUCAUGCAGAAGCAGAUUGGCUACGACGUGCUGGCCGAGGACACCAUCACGGCGCUGCUGCACAACAACCGGAAGCUUCUGGAAAAGCACAUCACGGCCGCCGAGAUCGACACCUUCGUCAGCCUGGUGCGCAAGAACCGGGAGCCCAGGUUCCUGGACUACCUCUCGGACCUGUGCGUGUCCAUGAACAAGUCCAUCCCCGUCACGCAGGAGCUCAUCUGCAAGGCCGUGCUCAACCCUGCCAAUGCCGACAUCCUCAUGGAGACCAAGCUGGUCCUCUCCCGCUUCGAGUUCGAGGGGGUGUCUUCAGGGGAGAGCACACUGGAGGCGGGCGAGGACGAGGAGGAGGUGUGGCUCUUCUGGAGGGACAGCGGCAAGGAGCCUCGCGGCAAGAGCGUGCGGGAGCUGGCGCAGGACGCCAAGGAGGGACAGAAAGAGGACCGAGACGCCCUCAGCUACUACAGAUACCAGCUGAACCUUUUUGCGCGCAUGUGCCUGGACCGUCAGUACCUGGCCAUCAACGAGAUCUCGGGGCAGCUGGAUGUGGACCUGAUCCUGCGUUGCAUGUCAGACGAGAACCUGCCCUUCGACCUGCGUGCCUCCUUCUGCCGCCUCAUGCUGCACAUGCACGUGGACAGGGACCCCCAGGAGCAGGUCACCCCUGUGAAAUACGCCCGCCUCUGGUCUGAGAUCCCCUCUGAGAUCGCCAUCGACGACUACGACAGCAGCGGAGCCUCCAAAGACGAGAUUAAGGAGCGCUUUGCUCAGACCAUGGACUUCGUGGAGGAGUAUUUGAGGGACGUGGUCUGCCAGAGGUUCCCCUUCUCCGACAAGGAGAAAAACAAGCUGACGUUCGAGGUGGUCAACUUAGCACGGAACCUCAUCUACUUUGGUUUCUACAACUUCUCCGACCUGCUCCGACUCACCAAGAUCCUGUUGGCCAUCCUGGACUGCGUGCACGUCACCACCAUCUUCCCCAUCAGCAAGGUCGCCAAGGGAGAGGAGACCAAAGGCAGCAACGUGAUGCGUUCCAUCCACGGGGUGGGCGAGCUGAUGACGCAGGUGGUGCUGCGUGGGGGCGGCUUUCUGCCCAUGACGCCCCUGGCGGCCGCCCCAGAGGGCAACGUGAAGCAGACAGAGCCCGAGAAAGAGGACAUCAUGGUCAUGGACACCAAGCUCAAGAUCAUCGAGAUCUUGCAGUUCAUUCUGAACGUGAGGCUGGAUUACAGGAUCUCCUGCCUGCUGUGUAUAUUUAAAAGGGAGUUUGAUGAAAGCAAUUCCCAGACUUCGGAAUUGACCUCCGGGAACAGCAGCCAGGAGGCUGCCCCCAACAGCAGCAUGCCCGGCGCCCUGGACUUUGAGCACAUCGAGGAGCAGGCUGAGGGCAUCUUCGGAGGAAGGAAAGAGAACACGCCCCUAGACCUGGACGACCACGGCGGCAGGACCUUCCUGCGGGUCCUGCUGCACCUCACCAUGCACGACUACCCCCCGCUGGUGUCGGGGGCCCUGCAGCUGCUCUUCCGACACUUCAGCCAGAGGCAGGAGGUGCUGCAGGCAUUCAAGCAGGUGCAGCUACUGGUCACCAGCCAGGACGUGGACAACUACAAACAGAUCAAGCAGGACCUGGACCAGCUGCGCUCCAUCGUGGAGAAGUCGGAGCUGUGGGUGUACAAGGGCCAGGGCCCAGAUGAGCCCCCGGAUGGUGCUGCGGGGGACAGCGAGCUCAAGAAGGUCGAGGAGGGUAGCGCAAGGCCACAGAAGCACGAGAGCACCAGCAGCUAUAACUACAGGGUGGUGAAGGAGAUCCUGAUUCGCCUCAGCAAGCUGUGUGUGCAGGAGAGCGCCUCAGUGCGCAAGAGCCGGAAGCAGCAGCAGCGUCUGCUCCGGAACAUGGGGGCGCACGCCGUGGUGCUGGAGCUGCUGCAGAUCCCCUACGAGAAGGCUGAGGACACCAAGAUGCAGGAGAUCAUGAGGCUGGCGCACGAAUUCCUGCAGAACUUCUGUGCCGGCAACCAGCAGAACCAGGCGCUGCUCCACAAACACAUCAACCUCUUUCUCAACCCCGGGAUCCUGGAAGCGGUGACCAUGCAGCACAUCUUCAUGAACAACUUCCAGCUGUGCAGCGAGAUCAGCGAGCGUGUGGUGCAGCAUUUUGUGCACUGCAUCGAGACGCACGGCCGCAGCGUGCAGUACAUCAAGUUCCUGCAGACCAUCGUCAAGGCCGAGGGCAAGUUCAUCAAGAAGUGCCAGGACAUGGUCAUGGCCGAGCUGGUCAACUCCGGGGAGGAUGUGCUGGUGUUCUACAACGACCGAGCCUCCUUCCAGACGCUGAUCCAGAUGAUGCGCUCGGAGCGGGACCGCAUGGACGAGCACAGCCCGCUCAUGUACCACAUUCACCUGGUGGAGCUGCUGGCCGUGUGCACCGAGGGCAAGAACGUCUACACCGAGAUCAAGUGCAACUCCCUGCUCCCACUGGAUGACAUCGUGCGCGUGGUCACCCACGAGGACUGCAUCCCUGAGGUGAAAAUCGCCUACAUCAACUUCCUCAACCACUGCUACGUGGACACGGAAGUGGAAAUGAAGGAGAUCUACACCAGCAACCACAUGUGGAAGCUGUUCGAGAACUUCCUUGUGGACAUCUGCCGGGCCUGCAACAAUACGAGUGACAGGAAGCAUGCGGACUCCACGCUGGAGAAGUACGUCACUGAGAUCGUCAUGAGCAUUGCCACCACCUUCUUCAGCUCCCCCUUCUCCGACCAGAGCACCACGCUGCAGACGCGCCAACCCGUGUUCGUGCAGCUGCUGCAGGGCGUCUUCCGCGUGUAUCACUGCAACUGGCUGCUGCCCAGCCAGAAGGCCUCCGUGGAGGGCUGCAUCCGGGUGCUCUCCGACGUAGCCAAGAGCCGAGCCAUCGCCAUCCCUGUGGACCUGGACAGCCAGGUCAACAACCUUUUCCUCAAGUCGCACAACAUCGUGCAGAAGACAGCCCUCAACUGGCGGUUGACAGCACGCAAUGCAGCACGCCGGGACUCGGUGCUGGCGGCUUCCCGUGACUACCGCAACAUCAUUGAGCGGCUGCAGGACAUUGUGUCAGCUCUGGAGGACCGACUGCGGCCACUGGUGCAGGCUGAGCUCUCGGUGCUGGUGGACGUGUUGCACCGGCCAGAGCUGCUGUUCCCCGAGAACACGGAUGCCCGCAGGAAGUGCGAGAGUGGCGGCUUCAUCUGCAAGUUAAUCAAGCACACGAAGCAGCUGCUGGAGGAGAACGAGGAGAAGCUGUGCAUCAAAGUGCUGCAGACCCUCCGCGAAAUGAUGACCAAGGACAGAGGCUACGGGGAGAAGCAGAUUUCCAUUGAGGAGUUGGACAAUGCUGAGCUGCCACAGACUCCGGAUGCCGAGAGUCCCUCAGAGGAGCUUGAGCCGAGCCCACCGCUGAGGCAGCUGGAGGACCAUAAGAGGGGGGAAGCACUCCGACAGAUCCUGGUCAGCCGUUACUAUGGGAACGCCAGGCCUUCUGGAAGAAGAGAGAGCCUCACCAGCUUCGGCAAUGGCCCUCUGUCACCUGGAGGACCCAGCAAGCCAGGGGGAGGAGGGGGCAGCUCUGGCACAGGCACCGUGAGCAGGGGCGAGAUGAGCCUGGCUGAGGUCCAGUGCCACCUGGACAAGGAGGGCGCCUCCAACCUGGUCAUCGACCUCAUCAUGAACGCCUCUAGUGACCGAGUCUUCCACGAAAGCAUCCUGCUGGCCAUUGCCCUGCUGGAAGGGGGCAACACCACCAUCCAGCACUCCUUCUUCUGCCGGCUGAUGGAGGACAAGAAGUCAGAGAAGUUCUUCAAGGUCUUCUACGACCGGAUGAAGGGGGCCCAGCAGGAGAUCAAGGCCACAGUGACCGUGAACACUAGCGACCUGGGCAACAAGAAGAAGGAUGAGGAGGGGGACAGGGAUGCCCCUGCACGCAGGAAAACCAAGGAGCCUGCCCCUCAGAUCACGGAGGAGGCACGGGAGCAGCUCCUGGAGGCCUCGGCUGCUACUAGGAAGGCCUUCAGCACCUUCCGCAGAGAGGCCGACCCCGAGGACCACUACCCCGCCGCUGAGGGCGCCCAGGCGGCAGCCGACAAGACCAAGGACGAGCUAGAGAUGAGCGCCACCGUCACCAUCAUGCAGCCCAUCCUGCGCUUCUUGCAGCUGCUCUGCGAGAAUCACAACCGAGACCUGCAGAACUUCCUGCGCUGCCAGAACAACAAGACCAACUACAACCUGGUGUGCGAGACCCUGCAGUUCCUGGACUGUAUCUGCGGCAGCACCACGGGCGGCCUGGGGCUGUUGGGGCUUUACAUCAAUGAGAAGAAUGUGGCGCUCAUCAACCAGACGCUCGAGAGCCUCACUGAGUACUGCCAGGGGCCUUGCCAUGAGAACCAGAACUGCAUUGCCACCCACGAGUCCAACGGCAUCGACAUCAUCACAGCCCUGAUCCUGAAUGACAUUAACCCUCUGGGCAAGAAGAGGAUGGACCUGGUGCUGGAGCUGAAGAACAAUGCAUCCAAGCUGCUUCUUGCCAUCAUGGAGAGCCGGCACGACAGUGAGAACGCUGAGCGCAUCUUGUAUAAUAUGCGGCCCAAGGAGCUGGUGGAAGUGAUCAAGAAGGCCUACAUGCAAGGGGAGGUGGAGUUCGAGGAUGGGGAGAACGGGGAAGAUGGCGCGUCCCCCCGGAAUGUAGGGCACAACAUCUACAUCCUGGCACACCAGCUGGCUCGCCACAACAAGGAGCUACAGACCAUGUUGAAGCCAGGCGGCCAGGUGGACGGCGACGAGGCCCUCGAGUUCUACGCCAAACACACUGCACAGAUCGAGAUCGUGCGCCUGGACCGGACCAUGGAGCAGAUUGUGUUCCCAGUGCCCAGCAUCUGCGAGUUCCUCACGCAGGAGUCCAAGCUGCGCAUCUACUACACCACAGAGCGCGACGAGCAAGGCAGCAAGAUCAACGACUUCUUCCUGCGCUCCGAGGACCUCUUCAACGAGAUGAACUGGCAGAAGAAGCUGCGAGCCCAGCCCGUGCUGUACUGGUGCGCCCGCAACAUGUCGGUGUGGAGCAGUGUGUCCUUCAACCUGGCUGUGCUCAUGAACCUGCUCGUCGCCUUCUUCUACCCCUUCCGCGGGGUGCGAGGAGGCACCCUGGAGCCACACUGGUCGGGCCUGCUGUGGACAGCCGUGCUCAUCUCCCUGGCCAUUGUGGUGGCACUGCCCAAGCCCCAUGGCAUCCGCGCCCUCAUCGCCUCUACCAUCCUCCGCCUCAUCUUCUCCGUCGGUCUGCAGCCCACACUCUUCCUGCUAGGGGCCUUCAAUGUCUGCAACAAGAUCAUUUUCCUCAUGAGCUUUGUGGGCAACUGCGGCACCUUCACGCGCGGCUACGGCGCCAUGGUGCUGGACGUGGAGUUCCUCUACCACCUGCUCUACCUGCUCAUCUGCGCCCUCGGCCUCUUCCUGCAUGAGUUCUUCUACAGUCUGCUGCUCUUCGACCUGGUGUACCGAGAGGAGACGCUGCUGAAUGUGAUCAAGAGCGUGACACGCAACGGCCGCUCCAUCAUCCUGACGGCGGUGCUGGCGCUCAUCCUGGUCUACCUCUUCUCCAUCGUGGGCUACCUCUUCUUCAAGGACGACUUCAUCCUCGAGGUGGACCUGCUGCCCAAUGACACAGCCCCGCCAGACACCGGUGAGAGCUUGGCAGGUGAGUUCCUGUUCUCAGACGUGUGUCACCUGCACUCCGGGGAGAACUGCUCCUCGCCUGCUCCCCAGGAAGAGCUGGCCCCCACAGAGGCACUGGAGCCUGAGGACAAGGAGCACACGUGUGAGACUCUGCUCAUGUGUAUUGUCACUGUGCUGAGUCAUGGACUCCGGAGCGGGGGCGGUGUCGGCGAUGUGCUCAGGAAACCAUCCAAAGAGGAGCCGCUGUUCGCCGCACGUGUCAUCUACGACCUGCUGUUCUUCUUCAUGGUCAUCAUCAUCGUGCUCAACCUCAUCUUCGGCGUCAUCAUUGACACCUUUGCAGACCUGAGGAGCGAGAAACAGAAGAAGGAAGAGAUCCUCAAAACUACCUGCUUCAUCUGCGGCCUGGAGAGGGACAAGUUUGACAACAAGACGGUCACCUUCGAGGAGCACAUCAAAGAGGAGCACAACAUGUGGCAUUACCUAUGCUUCAUCGUGCUGGUCAAGGUCAAGGACUCCACGGAGUACACGGGCCCCGAGAGCUACGUGGCCGAGAUGAUCAAAGAGCGGAACCUGGACUGGUUCCCCCGCAUGCGAGCCAUGUCCCUGGUGAGCAGCGACUCGGAGGGGGAGCAGAAUGAGCUGCGCAGCCUGCAGGAGAAGCUGGAGUCCACCAUGAAGCUGGUCAGCAACCUCUCGGGCCAGCUCUCGGAGCUCAAGGAUCAGAUGACAGAGCAGAGGAAGCAGAAACAAAGAAUCGGUCUUCUAGGACAUCCUCCUCACAUGAACGUCAACCCACAGCAGCCAGCCUGAGCCCAGAAACCCAGGCGUGUGUGUGUGUGGGGGCUCCGCUUUCCUAAUUGUUAUCAUCAGUGGGGGAGGGGGGCAGGGUGGUGCCGUCCUGCCCACGGAGGGAGGAGACGGGCGCUCAGUGGCGCACUUGUAAAUACUCGGUUUUAUACUUUGUGUACAUGAUUGAUACUGUAGAGGACACAUGUACUGUGAUUAGUGUCCUUGGCACAAUGAGAUUCCAUUGGUGCCAAAAAAUAUACAUAUACAUAUGUAUAUGUACACAUAUAUGUGUGUGUAUAUAUAUAUAUAUAUAUAAAUAAUGCCUUUUUUUGGAAGGACUCUGAGAAUGCACCUGAUUUGCACUUGAACCAGAGUAUAGAUUUAAAAGUAUAUGACAUGUAUUUUGUAUUUAAGACUAGAACUAGACGGUAUUUAUGUUCUUUAUAUAUAUAUACAUAUAUACAUAUAUAUAUAUAUAACUGUGCAAUACAAAUCAUGCAAUCACAACAAAUACAUGGGACGGCUGACUGUCCCCGGGGGUGGGGGGGCAACGCACAGCUCUGAAGUUGGUGCGUGAAGCCCACGUAACACAGGGUUAGAGGCCCUGGUGGCCCCGCCGCUGCCACUCAAACCCCAUGACUGUGGAGUGCAGGGAGCCUCGUGACCACCCAGUGUGGCCCUGUGCUCAGUCUUAGUCACAGUGCUCUCGUCCCUGGCCGUGCUGUCAGGCCCACGCCCCUUUAAGGAGAAAAGCAACUUUAGUUUGCAAGAUACUUUAAGCUUUGAAAUGUAUCCUUUCAAUGUUUUUUUUUUAUUUAAUUUUAUUUUAUUUCAAUAAGAGAGCUAGACCAACAGCUCAGGCUUUUCCAUAGCUUGUAUGGAGGGGUACUGACUCUUCACAGGGGACUGUGCUGGGGAUGUCUAGGACCCACAAGGCAGCAUCGCCUCCUGGUGAGCUGUGGCGUCACCUUACACAGGAUGAAUCAUGAAUGGUUCCUGGGUUAACUGAUCCAAACAACAGAUGAACUAUUUUUCUCCCUUCAUCUGAGCCAACGUGCUGAGGAGCAGAGUCGAGAGGGCACACAGAGAGGAGCCAAGACCCUCCUGUCUGAACUCAGAGCCAGAUACAGACAUGUCAUUCUCAUGAAGAAGCUGUACCUGGCCAUUGGCUCUGUCACAUGAUUUCUGAGUGGGUGAUGAGUAGGAGAGGAAGCUUUUCUCUCUGCUGACUGGUAUUGUUCCCAGGUCUGUCCGCAGAACAUUUGAUCAAUCAGUGUAUUGGAGCAGAGUUUCUGAGUACUUUAAAGUCUGUCAAUGCACAUAUGGAGAUGAAUACUGAAUAAAUGAUGCGAGUAGCCCGCGGUGCUGGCUGAUGGCCUUCCUUUGGGCAUUUCUUGGUAUCUUAAUGGUUGCUGUGAUCAUACUGUUU
Erinaceus europaeus (western European hedgehog) is the source of this 9949-nucleotide messenger RNA. It is a transcript of the gene ITPR1, whose product is annotated as inositol 1,4,5-trisphosphate receptor type 1. Gene Ontology annotation, cellular component: membrane; endoplasmic reticulum. The transcript has 62 exons. Gene Ontology annotation, biological process: calcium ion transmembrane transport. Lineage: Eukaryota; Metazoa; Chordata; Mammalia; Eulipotyphla; Erinaceidae. Bases 289 to 8541 code for a protein of 2750 amino acids. The record is from RefSeq and is a predicted model, not a curated record. Gene Ontology annotation, molecular function: inositol 1,4,5-trisphosphate-gated calcium channel activity; inositol 1,4,5 trisphosphate binding.